Messenger RNA from Seminavis robusta, 1769 nucleotides. Lineage: Eukaryota; Bacillariophyta; Bacillariophyceae; Naviculales; Naviculaceae. The record is from the annotation of a GenBank genome assembly.
ACUAAAAAUGCUUCAAGGAACCCGUUCCGAAAGCUUCUGAGUUGUGAGUCCCUUCCAGAAUGAAGAGUUCCGAAACCUUUGAGCCCUUCUCUUGAGAAAAAACCAAGAUCCAACGGUCAUCUAUCUUGCGAACAUCAACCGGGGCCACAUCGAAGAGACAUACAAUCGAAGAGACAAAGAAAACACUAGUACAGUACCAGUAGUACUCAGCAAACAAUAGACAACAUGGCGGAACCAGAGCAGCCACCGUCACCCGAGCAGCCACCGUCACCCGAGCAGCCACUACCAUCCGGUGGUAGCGCUAUUAGCAAAGGAAAAGAAGAAGAGGAGGAGAAAAUGGUGAUUGUGAUCUGCGCAGUGACGGGAUUUCAAGGCGAAGCGAUUGUGGAUCGUCUGGUUCAAUCUAGUACUACUACUAGUGCUACUACUAGUACUAGUAGUAAGAAAAUGGAAAUUCGAGGUCUGACACGAGAUGGCAACGGCCCGAAAGCGCAAGCCCUGAUUGCGCAACAUCCGGAAGACAUCUUUACGUUGAUUCAAGUGGAUUACAGUAGUCGCAAAUCGUUGCGUCGUGCGUUUCAAGGUGCUCACAGUUUGUAUUUGAAUUGUCCCAUGGCCAUGACGGGACACGACCCACAAGGGUACCAACGGUUGAUUGAUUGUGCCAUUCAAGCCGGCAUUCGUCACAUUGUCUAUUCGAGUCUCUUGCAAUUGCCACACUCGUCGGAACAAAAUAAUGAAGACUCGAUUCCACCUCAUUGGACAAGUGCGCGACACACCGAAGGCUAUUUGGCCAUUCGACAAGACGAAACCAAAUUGGCAUUUGACUAUCACGUCCUCCGAUUGGCCCCCCAUUUCAAUGAUACGCUACAACUCAAAUACGACAACAAUGCCAACACAAGUGCCAGUGACAAUAACGGCGUGACGUGGAUUGCCUAUCCGUGGCCACCGAGUAUUCGAACGCCCACUGUGUCCGCCAAGGAUGUGGCACGCAUUGCCGUGGCACUAUUGCUCCAACCCGAUCGUCUUCCCAAUGGUGCCGUCGUUCCAGUCGCCACCGAUUAUGCCAAUCCCCAUGAAAUGGCACAAUACAUGACACUCGCCAUUGCUAAUGCUAACGACACCAACAAAGACACCAGUAUUAUUCAAGCCCAUCAACCAAUCCUCCUCAAACCACACGCCAUGCUGUCGUACGAACAACAAUGCCUCGUCGCCAUGGGAGAUUACCUCGCACAACAACAAUCCCAGUUUGGGAUUGUCAAGGAUGAUUGGGGUAAAAAACAAACCAAACACAAGUACAAACUACAGGAUAUUCUAUUGCAACAGCAAUCGCAAGACAGCGAGGAACCGCUGGAAACCGUACAGGCAUUUGUCCAACGUGUCUUUGGUGCCGGUCAAACCAAGUAGUACAUAAUGCGGGCGAUCGCAACGACGACGACCGCUGCCUUUGGAAAAAUGAUUUUGGUAUCUUUUAAUUAAAUAAGAAGGCAUCUGGCUGGAGCUUGCUCGGGUUCCGAAAACCACAAUUCGCUCGAUUUCAAACACCAUAUUACUGUACGGUACGGUAGCACUUGGCUUUUCCCCUUCUACAUAGGUAGGUAGAAUUAUUGACCAUUCCUUUGGCGUCAUCUACUACGGUAGGGAGGCGGUUGACCGAUCGUUCCUACAGCGCCACCAGUACAGUACAUCCUAGUUAGGCUUUUAAAAUUAUUCAAACCAAUAGCUGCAAAUAAUAUACAAUAUCGUAACAUUAUCCUUUGAUAUAUCAC